AAAAUCAAACCUUUUUUCAUUUAUCUCUCUCACAAAACCCUAAACCCUCAAAUCUUCUUAUUACACUCUCUAGGGUUUUUCCAUUUCCACUUCCACCAAUUCAUCAUGAUUACAACAAUCCUCAGACGCGCUUCUUCAACCAUCUCACGGCGUACCAUCCCCGCCGCCGCCGAGAUUCUCUUCUCCACCACCGCCGCCACUGAGCUCCGUCACCUCACAGCAAGAUCCUUCCACUCUAAAUCACAACCCUUACUAUUCCGCGCUUCUUCUGCUUCUCGCGCUGGUUACGCCGCCGAAGCUUUUCCAUUCGAAGAGCCUUCAAAAUCGAAUAGCGAUGAGGGUCUUGAGAUCGCGAAGCUUGGGAUUUCUCAGGAUAUUGUCUCUGCUUUGGAGAAGAAAGGAAUCACCAAGCUUUUCCCCAUUCAGAGGGCUGUGUUGGAACCUGCUAUGCAAGGUCGUGAUAUGAUUGGUCGAGCCAGAACAGGAACUGGAAAAACUCUUGCUUUUGGGAUACCCAUCAUGGAUAAGAUCAUUCAGUUUAAUGCUAAACAUGGGCGAGGAAAGGAUCCUCUGGCUUUGGUUUUGGCGCCGACUAGAGAACUUGCGAAGCAGGUUGAGAAAGAAUUCUACGAGGCGGCGCCUAAUUUGGAUACUAUCUGUGUUUACGGGGGUACCCCGAUCUCUCAACAGAUGAGGCAGCUUGAUUAUGGUGUUGAUAUAGCGGUUGGUACGCCUGGACGAAUUAUUGAUCUUCUUAAUAGAGGUGCUCUAAAUUUGAAAGAAGUUCAGUUUGUUAUUCUUGACGAAGCCGAUCAGAUGCUUCAAGUUGGAUUCCAGGAAGAUGUGGAGAAGAUAUUGGAGAGAUUACCCGCUGAGAGACAAACUCUCAUGUUCUCUGCAACAAUGCCAACUUGGAUAAAGCAGUUAACACGCAAUUACCUGAAAAAUCCUCUAACCAUUGAUCUUGUUGGAGAUUCUGAUCAGAAGCUGGCAGAUGGAAUUUCACUGUACUCGAUUCUAUCUGAUGCGUAUGUCAAAGCAGGAAUUAUUGUUCCUCUAAUUAAAGAACAUGCAAAAGGAGGAAAGUGUAUUGUUUUCACCCAAACAAAACGUGACGCUGAUCGAAUAUCACAUGGCAUGUCAAAAAGUAUUCCAUGUGAGGCAUUGCAUGGAGAUAUAUCACAAAUCCAGAGAGAAAGGACGCUUGCUGGCUUCAGAAAUGGCCAUUUUAAUGUUUUAGUGGCAACUGAUGUUGCUUCACGUGGGCUCGAUAUACCUAAUGUUGAUCUUGUUAUUCAUUAUGAACUUCCCAAUAAUUCAGAGAUAUUUGUUCACCGAUCUGGACGAACUGGUCGUGCUGGUAAGAAAGGAACUGCUAUUCUUGUUUAUACACAAGAUCAAUCCAGGACUCUUAGGACUAUUGAGCGCGAUGUAGGCUGUAAAUUUUCAGAGUUACCAAAGAUUGCCGUUGAUACUGCAUCACUGGGCGGAUUUAGUGGUGGCGGCAGAUUUGGUGGUGGUGGUGGAUUUGGUGGUGGCGGUGGUGGCCGAUCUGGUUCUUUUGGUGGUGGCCGUUCUGGAGGCUACAGUAAUUCAGGCGGGUUUUCUGGUUCAAGACAAUCUGGAGGGGGUUUUUCUGGUGGAUCAAGCUCAUAUGGUGAAAAUAGAUAUGGCGGAUCAAGCUCUGGUCGUUUCGGCUCCUUCGGUUCAGGUGAUUCAGGCAGUAGAUCUGGUGGAUCCUCUGGUGGAUUCAGCAAACAAGGUGGUUUUGGUGGAUUCGGUGGUGGUUCAGAUCGCUCUGGUGGAUUUGGUGGUGGUUUUGGAGAUUUUGGGUCGGGUAAACCUGGCGCAUUUGGUGAUCGUCGUGGCAGAGAUUAGAAUGAUAGAAAACCAUUUUAACUUAAUGAAAUAUCAUAAUAUCACCAUCAUUUCUUGAUGGUUUUAGUUUUUGUAAAGUUUUUUGUUCUUUGAUUUCCUCUAAAGUUUACUGGCAUGUCGGCUUGUGGCCGAAUCCCUAUCACUGGAUUGGAGAAGGGUAUAACGUAAGAAACACAAGUUCACUCGGCCAUAUUUUUGUUCAGCUUCAGCCGUAUUAUAUCGUGCUUCCAUCUAUCAAAAAGGAUAGAAAGAAGGGUUUUGGAGGCAAGCUUUAUCAAGAAAUGGGCAGAUGAAACUCUUAGAAAGUUGUAGGGUGUUCUACUAUUCUAUUUUAUAAGAAAGAUUUGUUAAAAGAGAACUCUCAUCUAUUAUGUAAUAUCUACCUAUUAUUAAUUAAUUUGUUUUUUGCCCGCCCA
Molecule: messenger RNA, 2294 nt
Organism: Medicago truncatula (barrel medic)
Lineage: Eukaryota; Viridiplantae; Streptophyta; Magnoliopsida; Fabales; Fabaceae
Product: DEAD-box ATP-dependent RNA helicase 53, mitochondrial
Exons: 7
Coding region: 106-1878 (590 amino acids)
Cellular component (GO): cytosol
Molecular function (GO): RNA helicase activity; nucleic acid binding; ATP binding
Source: RefSeq, a predicted model, not a curated record